Messenger RNA from Chelmon rostratus (copperband butterflyfish), 3181 nucleotides. It is a transcript of the gene amph, whose product is annotated as amphiphysin. Lineage: Eukaryota; Metazoa; Chordata; Actinopteri; Chaetodontiformes; Chaetodontidae. The record is from RefSeq and is a predicted model, not a curated record. The transcript is spliced from 23 exons. Gene Ontology annotation, cellular component: plasma membrane; cytoplasm; synaptic vesicle. Gene Ontology annotation, biological process: synaptic vesicle endocytosis. Bases 65 to 2266 code for a protein of 733 amino acids. Gene Ontology annotation, molecular function: protein binding; phospholipid binding.
UCUCUCUCUCUAGCUGUUAAUCCGCCUCUCUCUCCCUCUCUCUCUCUCUCUCUCUGCAGUCAUCAUGGCGGAAAUUAAAACUGGAAUCUUCGCUAAAAACGUACAGAAACGACUGAACCGAGCGCAGGAGAAGGUGCUGCAGAAACUGGGAAAAGCAGACGAGACCAAAGAUGAGCAGUUUGAACAAGUGGUCAUUAACUUCAGAAGACAGGAGUCUGAAGGCUCUCGGCUGCAAAGGGAGAUGAAGUCCUACUUGUCUGCUGUUAAAGGGAUGCAGCAGGCUUCCAUCAACCUGACACAGUCUCUGCAUGAAGUCUACGAACCAGACUGGCAUGGAAAAGAUGAUGUCAUGAUCAUUGGGAAGGACUGUGAUGCAUUGUGGGAAGACUUCCAUAACAAACUGGUGGACUCAACUCUGCUGAACCUGGAUGCGUACCUGCAACAGUUUCCAGACCUCAAAACUCGUGUGGCCAAACGAAGUCGGAAACUUAUCGACUAUGAUAGUGCUCGUCAUCAUGUUGAAACUCUACAGGUGUCGGGGAUGAAGAACGAUCGCAAGAUGAUGAAGGCUGAAGAUGAGUUGAAAAAGGCUCAGAGAGUGUUUGAUGAGUUGAAUGUUGGUCUGCAGAAUGAACUGCCAACUCUUUGGGACAGCCGGGUUGGCUUCUACAUCAGCACCUUUAAGAGUGUGACAAAUCUGGAGGCUAAAUUUCACCGCGAAAUCUCUCUGGUAUGUAGGCAGCUGUACGAGGUGAUGACCAAAGUGGGCGAGCAGCACUCUGAUAAAAUGUUCACCAUUCAAGGAGCACCGAGUGAUUCAGGACCACUGCGACUUGCCAGAACCCCGUCACCACCAGAAGAUGAGAGUCCACCGGAGAGUCCAGAUGCUAGCACCAAUCACAUGCUCCGCCCCAUCUCACCUGGACCACCACGGCCCAAAUCCCCUACACAGCUUAAAAAGGGACCACCGGUGCCCCCACCACCAAAGGUCACACCGACCAAGGAGGUGGCAGAGGAGCAGAUCAUCGACCUUUUUGGAGGAGAGUUUCUGCCAGCACCUUCACCCUCACAGCCCAACGAACGACCAGGAGAAUCCCUUCUCGACUUGGACUUUGACGCUUUUCAGCCAGACGAAAGUGUUUCACCGAUACCACAGACAGCUGUACCUUGGGAUAUGUGGUCGGCAAACGCCCAAACAGCUCAGCCUGCUGCAGAUGACGGCUUCGUCGCCGACUGGUCUGCUGACUUUGGUUCAUUGUCAUCUAAUGGAGAUGCUACUUCAGGAGCCGAGGCUGCUGCUGUAGGGCCGGAGGGGACACAGGGUGGGGCACAGGGUGGGGCUCAGGGCUGGCCCCAGGCAGACGGCUGGCAGCCAGGUGAAGACACAACUACACCUCCUCAGGACAGUGAGACAGCCACAGCAGCUCAAGUUGAGGUGACCGAUGCAUUUAAUGGAUUUUCACAGGAUGCCACCCCCCCAUCAUUUUUUGCUGAUUUUGAUAAGAUGAACAAAGUUGAUGCUGAACCAAUUGAGGUACCUGAAGCCUCAGAGACAGAACCUGCUGAGAAACAAGACAAUCCUCCAGUUUCCCCUCCUGGUGAGGAACCUCCGGCUCCCCCUGCUGCCAGUGUACCUGAAACUCCCCCUGCUGGAGGAGAGGCAAGCGAACAUCCAGCUUCUCCUGCUGCAGAAGAGGUGGAAGAACCUGUAGCUGCCCCUGCUGGUGAGGAAGAUACAGCAGAAUGUCCUGGCAGCAUGAUGGAGGAGAAUGCUUCAACUGUUGGAUCUCCAGGCUCUGAAAAGGCAGAGCUUGGUGAGAUUCCCACUGCUGAUGAAGCCACCACAUCUCCAGGUGAAGCAGCCCCAUCGGAAAAGAUGCCGAUCCCCUCGGUUGUGAUUGAGCCUGCCUCCAGUAAUGAGGGUGAUGACGAUCGAGAUGCUGACAUCAUCUCUCCCACCGCAAUCAGUGACAAUGGUGUGACAGCUGAGAACCAGACCAUAAAACAUAUGAGUCCAUCUAGUGGAGUGUCAGGACUCCCUGAUGGCUUUCUCUACAAGGUAGAGACAAUGCAUGACUUUGAGGCUGCAAAUGCAGAUGAGCUUGAACUGAAGAGAGGAGAUGUGGUGUUGGUGGUUCCCACUGCUUCAGUAGAGGAUCAGGAUGCCGGCUGGCUGACAGGAAUCAAAGAAAGUGACUGGUUAACACAUGGAGUUGGUGCUCAAAAAGGACUUUUUCCAGAAAACUUUAUUCAGCAUUUGGAGUAAUAAGUCUCUUCAGCUAACAAGUUUAAGACAUUGGUGUCCGAGCUGUCCAGUCAGCAUGUAGCCAACCCUUGCAAACACCUUAUAACUUGCUGCAGCUGGACAGCACAAAGCUUUUCUCUGGUAGAUGAAAUUCUGUUGAAAGUAUAAUUCAUGAUAAUGAAAACUAGUACUAUUAUAAUAUCUGAAAUUAAUAAGCAUGAUGUGAUAGUACGGUCUACCCCUCUCUUGAACUGAGACAUGUUUUUUGUUGUUGUUGUUGAAAGAAAAAAAUGUAUGAUUUAUUGGAAAUGUCCACACCUAUAGAAAGAAGAAAAAAUGUUGCAGAAGAAAACAAACCAAAAAGAAAAGAAAAACUCUACCUUCUUUGCACCGGGUGUGUGGUCCUGGUUUUGUUGCUCUGCUGUGGAAUAUACCAGAAUCUGUAGUGCUGUGAUCAUUUUAAAUGUUCUUGAGUGUAACAUGAAACUUUUCAGUUUAAUUUGUUUUCAGAUACAUCAUUACUAUUACCCUUGAGUCACUGUUAGUGUAUUUCUGUAAUAUCACGUUUGAGUGUGUGUGGUGAUGUUUUCUUUGGCAGAUGUAAUAAUGAAUUAACUCAUGGAUGAGUGUUAGUGUUUUUGCCAAAAUAAUCUUGAUAUUCAUUACCUGAGAAUUGGUAAAGAAUCCAGUCCACAUCCAGCAUGAACAAGUUUUCAAAGGUGAAAAAAAUAAAGUCUAUCCCACGAUUGAAACAUCAUUGUGUAGCUGUAUAAGUCACGUUUAAUGAAGAGUAUAUUUGCAAGAAAUGGAUCCAAUCAGACAUCUAAAGGUUACCAGUUGUUCAUUCACAAGUGUAUGAUCACAGGGAUGGUGUGAAAAAAUAUGAUAUGCAAUCAAUGUUGUUGGUAUAUUUAAAGUCUCCAUAGUUAAACAGAU